UAUUAUUUUAAUUUUUUUUCUUUCUUUUUGUGCCAAAACUCAUCCGUACAUCAUGGCAACAUCGAACGUACGAUCGCGUUCAACGAAUAAUAAGAAAGCGAAGAAAGAUACAGCAGCGCAGAAGCCCUCAGCAAAUGCAGCUCCUGUUAGCGAGACCACUGUCCCCAAACCGUCACCUUCAGAAAUUAAGGCUGUUAGAGAAGCGCAAUCAUUCUUGAGUGAACAAGGAACUUUUACACUAUCACUAUUAUCGGCAUUCCGUAUCUUAUUUAUCAUCCGUUGUUGCUCUGCACUAUUCAGAAUUAUCGAUGAUUGUGACGAAGUAUAUAAUUAUUGGGAACCUACACACUAUCUACUAUACGGUUAUGGACGUGAGACAUGGGAGUAUUCAACAGACUAUAAGAUCAGAAGUUGGGCAUUCGUAUUUGUGAACGCAGUUAUUGGAGCCGUGUCCAGAGUGAUCGCCUCCACAAAGCUACAAGUGUUUUACCUUAUCCGUCUAUUCUUGGCAGCGAUUUGCUCAUAUGUUGAAGCCAGAUUUUAUCGAACAAUUACAGAGGAGAUCAACCCACAUGUGGGACACUACGUUUACGCCAUUUUAUUCUUCAGUGCAGGCAUGUUCAAUGCUUCCACAGCUUACUUGCCAUCGACGUUUGCCAUGUACUGUGUAUUCAUGGCAUUCUCUUAUGCUUUGAGACCAGUCUCUGAUGUGGAUAAUUCUCGUACAUACAAAACAAUUUUUUGGAUUGGAUUAGGUGCUAUCGGUGGCUGGCCAUUUGCUGCGUUGAUCGGUGUUCCCUUCGCCAUUGAAGAAUUACUUAUUUUUGGCCGUGAUACAAUGAAGAAAGAAGACGGUACUAUCGUUCGUUCUAUCGCAAGUAAAAACUGGCGUUUAAGACGACUUGUCCGUUUAAUGGAAGCUACAGUUAUUUGCGGGGUGGGCAUUGCUUUUAUUGUCAUGCUCAUGGAUCAAAUGUUUUACCGUCAAUAUACUGUUGUUGCUUGGAAUAUUAUCAAAUAUAAUAUUUUUUCUGCAGCCGAAGGUCGUGGACCUGAACUCUAUGGUACAGAGCCAUGGUAUUACUAUAUAUUGAAUGGUGUCUUGAACUUCAAUAUUGCAUUCUUGUUAGCUUUGGGUUCAGUAGUUUGUGUGCUUAUCACUGCCUACAUUGAUCGUAAACGUGUACCAGGAAAAACUAAAAUGGAUCAAGUAUGGCCCUAUAUUACAUUAGGUCUAAAACUCAUCCCCUUUUAUCUCUGGUUUGUUGUAUUUUCCUUACAAGCUCACAAAGAAGAACGCUUCAUGUACGUUGCUUAUCCUGUUCUUGCUUUAAAUGCUGGUAUCUCUAUCUACUUAAUCCGUAGUUGGAUCAGUCGAUUCACCGGAUACAUGGGUGCCAGUCCCAAGGUUCGUGUCCUUGUCUUCCAGUACACUGCCGCCCUUAUUCUUGCCGUCUUUGCCUCUUUAUCCGUCUCUCGUAUUUUGGCCACUUUGACCCGUUAUCGUGCUCCCUUCGACGUCUACAGCUCAAUUUGGAAGGAACAAGCUCCUGAUCAACUUGUCAACCGCAACUACAUCCAAGAAGAGUUUCCUAACGAUGUUGACCUCAAAACAAAGAACGUAUGUGUGGGUAAGGAAUGGUAUCGCUUCCCCUCACAAUUCUUUUUGCCAAGUGAUACGCGUCUUCAAUUUUUAAAGACAAAUUUUGAAGGUCAAUUACCCAAAACAUUUGAGGAAGAUAUCAAAGUUGCCACCUAUGAAGUGGAUGGAGAGGAGAGUUUUUAUAGACGUCGUGUUUAUGGCUGGUAUGGUGCUCGUAAAGCACCAGAAGGAUUCAACGAUUUGAAUCUGGAAGAUCCUAGCGUCUAUGUCAGCGAGGAAGAAUGUGAUUACCUGGUAGACACCAACUUCCCCCUCCGUCCUGAGUCUGAUCUCGAACCUCGUUAUAUUGAAGAUACAAAGCAUUGGGAAGUGUUAGAUUGUUAUCCAUUCAUGGAUGCAGAAAACUCGCAUCCUUAUUUAAGAGCCUUCUGGGUCCCAGGUGCUCCCGGUAUUGAAUGGGGAGAUUAUUGUCUUUUAAAGCGAAAAUAAUGGGUCAGAUCAGAUUUUGUAAUAUUUUGUGAUCAUUUUAAAAGUAUUGUACAUAGUUCAUACAAGUAGAAGUAAAACCAGGUUUU
This is a messenger RNA of Mycotypha africana, 2178 nucleotides long. RefSeq names its product Alg9-like mannosyltransferase family-domain-containing protein. Gene Ontology annotation, biological process: protein N-linked glycosylation. Gene Ontology annotation, cellular component: endoplasmic reticulum membrane. The transcript is spliced from 5 exons. The record is from RefSeq and is a predicted model, not a curated record. Bases 53 to 2092 code for a protein of 679 amino acids. NCBI's taxonomy places the organism in Eukaryota, Fungi, Mucoromycota, Mucoromycetes, Mucorales, Mycotyphaceae. Gene Ontology annotation, molecular function: alpha-1,2-mannosyltransferase activity.